AUGGCCUCAGCACAAGAUGCCAGGUUUGGCCAGAAGGACUCCUCUUCUGACCAGAACUUUGACUACAUGUUCAAGUUGCUGAUCAUUGGCAAUAGCAGUGUGGGAAAAACAUCUUUCCUGUUCCGCUAUGCGGACGACUCCUUUACAUCUGCGUUUGUCAGCACAGUUGGCAUCGAUUUCAAAGUAAAAACUGUAUUCAAAAAUGAAAAGAGAAUCAAGCUUCAGAUUUGGGACACAGCAGGCCAGGAGAGAUACAGGACCAUCACCACAGCCUAUUAUCGAGGGGCCAUGGGCUUCAUUUUAAUGUAUGACAUCACAAAUGAAGAGUCCUUCAAUGCAGUACAAGAUUGGUCAACUCAGAUCAAAACAUACUCUUGGGAUAAUGCCCAGGUUAUCCUGGUUGGAAAUAAAUGUGACAUGGAAGAUGAACGAAUCAUUUCCACUGAGAGAGGCCAGCAUUUAGGAGAACAGCUUGGGUUUGAGUUUUUCGAAACCAGCGCCAAGGAUAAUAUCAACGUGAAGCAAACCUUUGAGCGCCUUGUGGACAUCAUCUGUGACAAAAUGUCAGAGAGCUUGGAGACUGACCCAGCCAUCACCGCGGCAAAGCAGAGCACGAGACUCAAGGAAACGCCUCCCCCGCCGCAGCCCAACUGUGGCUGCUAA
This is a messenger RNA of Cricetulus griseus (Chinese hamster), 663 nucleotides long. The record is from RefSeq and is a predicted model, not a curated record. Lineage: Eukaryota; Metazoa; Chordata; Mammalia; Rodentia; Cricetidae.